Molecule: messenger RNA, 2546 nt
Organism: Hevea brasiliensis (rubber tree)
Lineage: Eukaryota; Viridiplantae; Streptophyta; Magnoliopsida; Malpighiales; Euphorbiaceae
Product: glycine-rich domain-containing protein 1
Exons: 8
Coding region: 147-2435 (762 amino acids)
Source: RefSeq, a predicted model, not a curated record
AACGGCUUCUGUUGCUAGACAGAUCCACCUGAAUUGCCUAAUUCAACUUGCCACGUGGUUUAAUGAUCCUAACUUGACUGUCUUCAGUCUCCCUCGUAUAAAUAUUCUCUUAUGUUACCAUCAUUUAGUUGACUAGACAGCUAACCAUGUCCGUGACUCGAAACGGCGCCGAUAUAGCCACCAACAUUUCCGCUAGAACUCUCAGCGAAAUAUCGGCGAUCGACACGGUGCGUCUCUCUUUCGAUCUUGUAUCGGCUGCUAGACGCAAUAUUGGCUUCUUGAGAGCAGUGAGUGAGUCCCAAUGGCUGCAUGACACAGCAACUGUUGUUGAAGCUAUACGAAGGUAUGAUGAGCUCUGGAUGCCGAUGAUUUCUGAUCUGAUGGUGGGGUCAACGCCUCCUAUGGUGCUUCCUCCUUUUGAUAUUGAGUGGGUUUGGUUCUGUCACACCUUGAAUCCGGUCAGUUACAGGCAAUACUGUGAGGCAAGGUUCUCAAAACUCAUAGGCAAGCCAGCCAUUUUUGAUCAGGAAAAUGAAGAUUACGCAUUAAUGAGAUGCAAGGAGCUUUGGAUGCGUCGAUAUCCAACUGAGUGUUUCGAGAAUGAAAUUGAUUCGGGUUUACAAUCAGACUCGGUUGUUAAAAACGAAGAUCUAUUCAAUGCAGUUAAGAAACAGAGAUUUCUGUAUAGUAAGUUUUCAUGGCCAUACAUGAGUGAACUGGUGUACUUGAUAGCGGCCAGACAAAGGUACAAGGGAUUCUUGUAUGUGUUGCAGAGAUUCACAGAUGGGUGUUUUCGUAUAGUGCCUACUUUGGAUAUCUUGUUAAUGUGGAUGACACACCAAAGUUAUCCAACUGUUUAUGCUGAGGAUAUGAAGGAGAUGGAGGUUGAGAUACUGGGGAAGAUUGUGGGAAUGUGGGAGACUGUGCAAGAAAAAGAGGUGCAAGAGACAAAGGAGGUAUGGGAAAAAGCAUUUGAUCAACCUUAUGAAAAAGCUGGUGGGACCAUAGAUUUUCAUGGGCUUGCCCCAGUUCAGCCGCCAGUUUACUGGGAGGUCUCUGAUACAGAUGUCAAUACCAAAUACAAGUCCUUGCUACCAAGGUUUCUACUGCAGGUAUUUAUUUUUGUUUGGCUCAAAUCUAGAACAGCUGUGAAGGCAGUGCCAGAUGAUAAAAAGCACAACUUUCUGCGUCUGCGAAUGUUAAGAUGCCACAGGGAGCUGAAGAUUGAUAAACCCAUUUCCAGUUUCUCCUUGGAUUCAUGGAAAAAGGCUUCUCAACUCUAUUGUGAGUUUGGCACAAGAGGAUUAAUACUAGAGCUUCAAAAACAUGGUGGUGGGUGCUUCAAUACAAACAAAUCAGAAGACACUGCUACAUUUCUUUGGAAUGAUUUACUAAGAGCACAUUCUCAUACUGUGGAAAGAGAACUUAAUAAACAGAUGAGGGUUGUUGCUUCAAUAACCCCGCCAGUUCAAGCACCAUACUUAUUGAAAUGUGUUCCAGACAGAGUCACAGAUGAUUCAGGUGCUAUGAUAUCGGAUGUGAUUCUAAGAAUGAAUCAUUACAAGCCUCAAGAUGGUCGGUGGCUAUCUCGUACUGUUCUUGAUCAUGCAGGGAGAGAGUGCUUUGUAGUUCGAAUAAGAGUGGGAGGAGGGUUUUGGAGGAGAGGAGGUGAAACCCCAUCAGCUGUGAAAUGGGAAGAUAGGAUCAUAGAGGUACGGGAAGGUUCUUGGUCAUAUGUGGCUGGUUCGAUUGGUAGAGCACCUGAGAAAGUAGUAGCAACUGCGACACCGAAAGAGCCUCCUAAAAACUGUCAAGCAUCUUGGUGUUUCUCUACAGGAGAAGAAUUUUUAGUAAGUUGGCAAUCACCAUCAACAUCAUUGUGUGACCUGAGGUUUUGUUUACUGAAUCAAACAACUCCAGAUUCGACGAUGAAAUUGUUUAAAGGGAGGAAAUUGCAAUAUCAAGUUAGGAAAACUAGAUCAGAAGACAAGGAAAUAAGUAAUGAUGAAGAGGAAGGCUUUGUGACGCUUGUUCGGUUCACAGAAGAUAACCCAACUAGAAGAGCAACAGCUCUUCUCAAUUGGAAGCUACUGAUAGUUGAAAUAUUGCCUGAAGAGGAUGCAGUUUUGGCAAUUCUGAUAUGCAUUUCAAUCCUAAGAAGUGUAUCAGAAAUGAGAAAGGAGGAUGUGGGAAGCUUGCUGAUAAGAAGAAGAAUAAAAGAAGCAAAACUUGGAACUAGAGAUUGGGGUUCUGUGAUACUUCAUCCUUCUUCAUGUUCAUCAUCAAUUUCUUCACCUUAUCUUCAGCCCUGGUAUUGGAAUCCCAAAGCUGUGAUUACAUCAGAUAGAGGGCCUAAUGUAACAAGGCAACCCACUACUAAUUAUUCUCCAGUAGAAGGUGGUGAUAAGUUGUAUAAGCCAGGGAUUAUCACAUGACACAGUUAAUUAACACAAUUAUUCUCUAUCAGUUUUCCAAAUACAGAAAUGCAGAAUGUCCACAGAAUUUCAUGCUAAUACAAAAAGAUUGGAUACUGUUGGGCGUGUGGA